GGGACCCGAGGAAUUCAACAGGUACCUACAGACGUCUCCGAGCUCUCCGUCUCCCAGCGUGGAUGCACAGUCUGGAGGAGAAGCGACCGCCUGCACGCAGAAUGUGUGAUAGAUGGGAUUAACAGUCGCGCUGCGGUAAUCUCGAGGCGUUUUUGCAGCUGGAAUAUUGCACCUGGGAGAUAUUUUGAUCAGUUUGGCGGAAUCUAGAGACAACAAAAAAAGUAGGCUUUACUGCAGCAGUAUUUUCCCCAUCAUGAAGAGUCCUCUUCCAUUCCUGGGAUGGGUUAGAGCAGCAAGCUUGUUCCUGUGCUUGACCCAGACCGUCCUGGCCAUGGUCCUCACCAACUCCACACGUCUCGAGUCCAUCCUGGACAAGUACAGGGACAAGGAUGAGGAGUGGUGGAGGGCAAGGCCGAGAGGGAAGAGGGCCAUCAGUGAGGGAGACAUGCACCUCAUUCUGGACCUGCACAACAAGCUGCGUGGUCAGGUCUACCCUCCUGCCUCCAACAUGGAGUACAUGGUAUGGGAUCAUGAGUUAGAGAGGAGUGCAGAGCACUGGGCACAUACCUGCCGAUGGGAACAUGGACCGAGCCACAUGCUGACACAAAUAGGCCAAAACCUUGGAGCACACUGGGGCAGGGACCGUCCCCCUACCUACCAUGUCCAGGCCUGGUAUGAUGAGGUCAGAUACUACACCUAUCCCUACUCCCAGGAGUGUAACCCACACUGCCCAUUUAGAUGUUCAGGCCCUGUAUGCACUCACUACACUCAGUUGGUGUGGGCAACUAGUAAUCGUAUCGGGUGUGCCAUCAAUGUGUGUUACAACAUGAACGUGUGGGGAAUGAUCUGGGCCAAAGCUGUCUAUCUGGUCUGCAACUACUCCCCACCGGGGAACUGGUGGGGUCAUGCUCCAUAUAAAUAUGGAACUCCCUGCUCUGCCUGUCCAGCCAGCUAUGCUGGAGGCUGCAGGGACAACCUCUGCUACAAAGACGGGGGUGUGGACAGGCGUCCACCCCCUGAGAUCGAGGAGACCAACUACAUUGAACCUGAACCUGAACCAGUGAGGGACAGAGAGCCCCAACCCAGGGCCCAGUCACCAGAGCCCUCAACCAAUGACAACCUAGACAGAAACCAGGUUGUCAGCAGAGAGCAGAUGUGCCAACAGGUUGACUGUGAGACAAAGCUGAGAGAUCAGUGCAAGGGAACAACCUGUAACAGAUAUGAGUGCCCACCUGGCUGCCUUCACAGGCCUGGAAAAGUAGUUGGGAAUGGAUAUUACGACAUGCAAUCCAGUGUGUGUGGAGCUGGGUUACACUCUGGUGUUAUUGAUAAUGAUGGAGGAUGGUUGGAUGUGACCAGACUGGGCAGAAAACAACAAUUCACCAAAUCAUACAAGAAUGGUAUUCAAUCAAUUGGGAAAAACAAAAGUGCAAAUUCCUUCAAAGUAGAGUCGGUGCCUGUCAAGGCAGUAACAUGUGAUACCACCGUGGCACUUUUCUGCCCUUUCAAGAAACCUCAACGACACUGUCCCAGGUUGUAUUGUCCCAGGAACUGUUUACGUGACAGUCGAGCCCGGGUAAUUGGGACCAAGUAUUACGCAGAUAAAUCCAGUAUCUGCAGAGCGGCCAUUCAUGCUGGAGUGAUCCAGAAUGAGUCUGGAGGUUACCUUGAUGUGAUGCCAGUGGACAAAAAGAGCCAGUACAGUGGCAGUUACCAGAAUGGCAUCACCUCAGAGAGCCUACUGAACCCAACAGGAGGAAAAGCCUUCAGAGUGUUUGCAGUCAUCUAAAAACCCACUGCCAAAGGGCAGAGAACAUGGCCACUUCACAUCCAGCAAACCCACUAAUUAUCAUCUUACAACCUGUAAUUACAUUCAUUCCUACAGUAAAUAAUUCAGCUUUUCAGCCUCUGACACUAAAAGAAUAACGUGACUUUAGUCAAGGCUUCCCUUUAAAGUUUGGUCAUGAUUCCAAAAACAGCUUAGCAAAGGAUGUUUGCUGAAUGAUGAUGUCGGAUGUCUUUUGCCUUACGUCUUUCUAGAGCCGACCGUAUCAAACAGAUUGGGCUACCAUGCAUCUUUUGCUGACGGGAUAUCAUGACAUAAUUUUCCCUAACACUUAAACUUGAAUAUACUGUGCCAACAGAUUCAGCACCACUCCAGCUAGUUCCCAUAAUUUCAUAUUGUGAAGGUUUCUGUGGAGGGCCAAACCAGACGUUAAGUCAAUUUCUAAAUUGAUCCAACCUGAUUUAAUGUAUGUUUUACUUUCACCUCAGCAAUCAGCAAACUUGAUUCAGUUAGUCACCACCUGCAAUGCUUAAAGCAAGCUAAACUUUGUCAUGCAGUACUGAAGUAAGUUUGUAACACUACGUAAGAUUGUAAUGUAUGGGUAACAAAAGGCAACCAGGCGGGAAAAGGUGAAAGCGCAAGGGUAUGGCUAUUUCCUAGCAGUAAGUACCAGUGCAAACUGGAUUUGUAACGAACUCACAAGGUUACCAGUUGAAACUGUUCUGUCAUUGAUUUUUGACCACCACUGCUCAGACAUAACAGUAGGUUACUUCUGUUGGUAGUAAGCUAGUUAGCCGGACACUGGAAGGAUUGUAGCUUAUUUUAGAGCAGAUAAACACUCACGUCCAUUUCUUACGCUUCUGCCCUUGUUUUUUUAGUUUUGGGAAGUAUUUUGGAAACAGUAUUGCUUUGACUACAGCUCCAGUUGCAAAAGUGAGAUGGGACACCCGCUGAUUAGGGGAGGUGUUUAGCGAGAGGUCAGUUCCUGGGGAAACUUCUCUGGCAUGCCCAGUCACCUAAGCCCUCUAGCAGCAGCACAUGUGUCAAAAAUGUGGGUUUGUUAAAUAUCCUAAAAGUUGGUGUAUAGAAUUAAUUAUGUCACGUUUUUUUUUAAGUAUUAACUUUUAUUAAGUCCGGUUUGGGCCUCCCUGUAUCCUCACUUUUCGUCACAAUGGUAAUAUACAGUAUAGCAACAAUGCAGGCAGUAAAAUACAGAUUGUAUAUUUCUGUACAUAAUAAUGUUGUAAAUAAUGCUGAACACUAUGCAUGUACUUUAUAUGAAAUGAAAUGCUACUGUUAUUAUUCUAACACCUAAACAGCCAUACAAAUCAAACAAGCAAAACAUAGUAGAUGGUGAAGUUGCUUCUGCAUGCAAAGCACAUAUUUAUCGCUCAAGCUUUUUAUUUUUAUAAAGGACACUUCCACCAUAAUUUCAUUACAUCCAUUUGUUUGUAAAUACUGUGCGUGUAACAUAUUGUUUUUUAUUUUAUGCUGCAUUUCCCAGCUUUUGUUUAUAGAUUUAUAUAA
Messenger RNA from Xiphias gladius (swordfish), 3313 nucleotides. Its product is annotated as cysteine-rich secretory protein LCCL domain-containing 1-like. NCBI's taxonomy places the organism in Eukaryota, Metazoa, Chordata, Actinopteri, Istiophoriformes, Xiphiidae. Gene Ontology annotation, cellular component: extracellular region. The record is from RefSeq and is a predicted model, not a curated record. The transcript has 15 exons. The coding region runs from base 254 to 1789 and encodes 511 amino acids.